Molecule: messenger RNA, 204 nt
Organism: Chaetomium globosum CBS 148.51
Lineage: Eukaryota; Fungi; Ascomycota; Sordariomycetes; Sordariales; Chaetomiaceae
Exons: 2
Coding region: 1-204 (67 amino acids)
Source: RefSeq, a predicted model, not a curated record
AUGCAACUCCCUACCCUCGCCGUCAUGCUCUCCCUGGCCGCCUUUGGCGCUGCCCAGACAACCGCCAUCGGCUGCACCCAUGGCAACUGCGGAUCAAGCGGUGGGCAGCCCGCCAUCUACCAGUGCAACAAUGGGCAACAGCGGCUCGUGUCCAUCUGCGGUAACCGUUGCGAGUACAUCAACGGCUCUCCGUUCUGCAAAUGA